AACAAACAAGCAGGGCUUGAUCGAAAUGUAAGUGUUAUUAGUAAUGUUUCGCGAAUGCGGCUGCUUUUAUCUAACUAAUACGAUUGUUUGUAUGAAUUUGGUGCCUGGGUGGAGUUUAGAUGUGAAUCGGUUAAAAGUCUAAACGCUUCCUUUCCUCAAACAAACCUAUUACUUCUAAACUCGCAUGAUCUCCAUCUCUCUGGUACCCACAUGAGCGCAGUCUUUUAUUCUCGCUGGGCCAAGCGCCAUGCCUGACCGGGAUAGCACUUACCUGGCAGGUGGUGGUGGGGGAGCAAGUGGGACUGGAGUGGGUACCGGGGUUGGAGAGGAGAUCGGUUCAGGGUCGGGCCUGGGCGGAGGGGUAGGAGAGAGUCGAACGACAACGGGAGGCGGUUCAUCAGGCUGUGGAGGAGGAAACACAGGUACCGGCGCGAUGGGAGGAGGCGGGGCAUUAGGAAAUGGGAACAGCUGCAGUGGCGGUUUAGGACUCGACGGCGUUUGCCGGGACUUUUUGCGGAACGUGUGCAAGCGCGGCAAGCGUUGUCGCUUUCGCCAUCCGGACUUCAAUGAAGUUCCCGAUCUGGGCGUCCAGAAGAACGAGUUCAUAUUCUGCCACGACUAUCAGAACAAAGAGUGCGUGCGCACCAACUGCCGAUUCGUUCACGGAUCCAAAGAGGACGAGGACUAUUACAAAAAAACUGGCGAGUUGCCUCUGAGACUGAGAGGAAAGGUGGCGGCCGGGCUCGGGUUGUCACCGACCGAUCUCCCUUUGAGCCGUGGCGAGGUGCCCAUGUGCAGAGACUACCUAAAGGGUGAGUGCCAGAGAGGCAAUAAGUGCAAGUUUCGCCACGUGAGAAAGGACUAUGACUAUGAGGCCUCGUCGAGGGUGGGGGUCGGGUGCAUGAUGGGUGUUACGAGUGGGGUAAGUGGGAUGGUCAAUACGGGUGGAGCAGGAACAGGAGGGGUUGGAGUUGCCUGUGGUGGGAUGUCUGGGCUAGUUGGGGGCGGUGUAGGUAGCUAUAUGGGGAUGGGAUGCCCCAGCAUAGGUGGAUGCCGAGACCAAGGACUGACGGGUGGAGGAGGUGGUGGUGGCCCUAUAAGUGGCUGCAUGUCGAUGGGAACUGCAGGUCAUAGGCGAUACGAUAGGGUGUAUGACCCAUUGUUUGAAAAUGGGAUGUUUGAGGCUGGGCCGGUAGAAGCUCCUGUGGACCACACGACCCUUCAGCUAAAAAGACGGCGCUUGGAUGGUCUAAGAUUUGCCGAUGGGGUCGGCGGUGGACAUUAUGACCUGGGAGUUCAAACCGCACUGCCAACUAGACCACUGGAAUAUCGCUUACUAGAGGAGGAGAAUGCACUACUAAGAAAAAGAGUGGAGGAGCUUAAGAAACAGGUGUCCAAUCUCAUUGCCACCAAUGAGGUCCUCUUAGACCAGAACGCUCAGUUCCGAAACCAGGCUAAAGUAAUGACUCUGUCCUCAACCCCAGCUCCGUCCGAGCAGAGUCUGGCUCCCCCUGUUGGUUCGGUGAGCUCCUACAACCACGGCAUUGCCCAGACUCACACCACUCUCAGCAGUGCCGGUCUCCAGCCACGCCCUGUGACCCAACAAGAUCUGGUGGCCCCAUCUGGGGCUCCGACCGCCCCUCCGUCUAAUGCUGCACCCCCUACAGCGCCCCCUCCUCAUUUGAACCCCGAUCCCAUCUCGGCCGCGCUCGCUCAAACCAUUGCCCAGGGAAUGGCGCCACCUGUUUCCAUGGCCCCUGUAGCGGUUUCGGUGGCACCGGUUGCGGUGUCGAUGGCCCAGCCGUUGCCUGGUAUCACGAUGAGUCACGCCACCACACCGAUGGUGUCUUACCCCAUAGCCAGUCAGAGUAUGAGAAUCACAACUAUACCUCAUUAGCAUGAUGCUAAUGUCUUCAGCAAUAUCUACAUGCUUGUUUUUCUUUAUAUGAGUUGCAAAAACCCUUUUGUUUUUGGUGAUUGUGGUGGGAUAUAAGUUUGACUGAUUUGAAUUUUUAGCUUUCUGUAUAAGGAAAUUACAGAAACUCGUGAUUUAGGUUUUUUCGAUAUUUUUAGUGCGCCAUUGCUCAAACCAGAGAGCAAAUGUUUGCCAUACGGACUUCUUUGAGAUUGGCAUCAUAAAUCUCUACUUUCCACUUGGACGUUUAGAAACACUCUCAUUUGAACUCCUUUUGAAAGAUGUAAAUAUUGCACUAAUAAUGACUACAGAAUGAUUGUGGAUUAACUAUUAGGGUAAAUCAGACUUUUCUUUCAUAGUUUGUUAUGUGAAUUGUUUUGUGUAAACCAAUUGUUGGUCUUUCAGUAAUUAAACAUUAUCAAUUUCCGUUUCAAACAACAGAAA
This is a messenger RNA of Misgurnus anguillicaudatus (oriental weatherfish), 2359 nucleotides long. Lineage: Eukaryota; Metazoa; Chordata; Actinopteri; Cypriniformes; Cobitidae. The record is from RefSeq and is a predicted model, not a curated record.